This is a messenger RNA of Acaulospora morrowiae, 713 nucleotides long. Lineage: Eukaryota; Fungi; Glomeromycota; Glomeromycetes; Diversisporales; Acaulosporaceae. The record is from the annotation of a GenBank genome assembly.
CCUUGAGGAGCUCUGAGCUUGGGGAAGAAGUCGUUACUAACAAUCCGGAUAUCGUUGAGGAGAUUUCUCGAGGUAGUUCAGAGGAGUUGACUAAAUGCAUCGAGUCAACCUGUUCGAAACCUCGCGUAAACAUCUCCUAUGUUUCUUCGGACGACGAGGAUGAUGAUGAUGUCGGCGCCUCGACAAACCAAUAUGAAACGAAAUUAACGAAAGCUGAUAAUGUUGAAGUGGUGGUAAAAACCGAGAAGCGUUCACUGGUUAGUGGGCUUUAUGUUGAAGUUCCACCAAGAAAAAAGAUUAGGAGCGCAUACGAACCCAAGGAUUCUGAAGAAAAUGCUAAUACCGAAGAAGAUUGCCUCUCCGAAUUACUGAAUUACGAUAAUGUAUCUGACAUAAGCGAAGAUGUUUACAUAAGGUUCGAUCUCGAUAAUUUUGUGAUAUACGACGAUUUCGAAAAGGAGAUUGCCGAAAUUGCGCCUGAGAGAGAAAGUAAGCUUAUUUGCUGGGACGGUCUAAUAAUAGAUGACAAUAAGGAGCUAUUUUGCAAAGGGGCAAAUUAUUCCACCUUUUCGAUAAGUGGAUAUGGUUCAAAGAUGUCUGAUGUAGAAAUCAUGAUCCAGUCGAGCAUUAAUGAAAACGUAUGGUAUAAUUUGCUUCAACCACAACCCUUGUAUCAACGGCUGUGGGAGUCAUUUUUGUGGAAGGCGCGCAUG